AUAUAUAAAUAGCCCAAUGCUCAUCCAUCCAGUUCAUCUCUCUCUUUCUCUCUGACGCGCAGUUUACACAACGAAUCGCUCGAAAAUUUUCUCUUUCAAUUUGUAGUUUGAUUUCAUUCCUCUUUUGCAGGGCUUCAUCUUUUUUGUUUUGCAGGGCUUCAUCUUUAUUGUUUUGCAGGGUUAAUUUUAUUGUUUUGCAUUAUUCUUCUUCUUUAUUUUCUUCUUUCUUUCUCUGUUUUUUUGUGUUUGUAUUUUUGUUUUAACAUUAUGGAUGCAGGAUCUAUUGGUUCAUCGAACAAGACCCAGUCCCGGUUCCCCCUCAAAGAACAAUUCCUUCACAAAAAGAAUUCCAAAGAAAAUUUGGACAGAUUCAUCCCAAACCGAUCUGCAAUGGACUUGGAUUACGCGCGAUACAUGCUGACAGAGGGGAGAAAAGAUAUAGGUAAGGAAAAUCCAAACCCAGCCGCAAGCUCUCCGUCCAGGGAGGCCUACAGGAAGCACCUUGCUGAGACCUUGAACAUGAACCGGACCCGAAUCCUCGCCUUUAAGAGUAAGCCUCCCACUCCUGUUGAGAUGAUCCCGCGCGAGUUCUUCUCUUCCGUUGAGCAGUCCAAGCCUGCAAAGCCUCGGAGGCACAUUCCUCAGACUUCUGAGAGGACCUUGGACGCUCCUGAGAUUGUGGAUGAUUACUACUUGAACUUGCUAGACUGGGGUAGUGACAAUAUUCUUGCGAUUGCUCUUGGUAACACAGUAUAUCUGUGGAACGGGUCCAAUGGUUCCACUGAUGAGCUUGUUACCCUUGAUGAAGAAGAUGGUCCUGUUACAAGUGUCAGCUGGGCUCCUGAUGGCCAGCAUAUUGCCAUUGGCAUGAACAAUAGUGAAGUCCAGUUAUGGGAUUCUAAGGUUAAACGUCAGCUAAGAACUCUGAAAGGUGGCCAUGAAGCACGAGUGGGAUCACUAGCUUGGAACAAUCACAUUCUCACCACUGGUGGAAUGGAUCAUCAAAUCUUUAACAAUGAUGUGAGAAUUCGAUCUCACAUUGUUGCAACUUACAGAGGACACAACCAAGAGGUUUGCGGUUUGAAAUGGUCAGCUUCAGGGCAGCAAUUAGCGAGUGGUGGGAACGAUAAUCUCCUCCACAUAUGGGACAGGUCCAUGGCCUCUUCAAACUCACCAACCCACUGGCUCCACAGGAUGGAAGACCAUACCGCCGCUGUUAAAGCCCUUGCUUGGUGCCCUUUCCAGGCCAACUUACUGGCAUCAGGCGGUGGUGGAGGUGACCGGUGCAUCAAGUUUUGGAACACCCACACAGGAGCGUGUUUGAACUCGGUGGACACCGGGUCACAAGUCUGUGCUCUUCUUUGGAACAAGAACGAGCGUGAGCUGCUAAGCUCUCAUGGUUUUACUCAGAACCAGCUGACUCUCUGGAAAUAUCCAUCAAUGGUGAAAAUUGGUGAGCUUACUGGUCACACCUCCAGAGUUCUUUUCAUGACCCAGAGCCCAGAUGGAUCUACAGUGGCAUCUGCAGCUGGGGAUGAGACUCUGAGAUUCUGGCAUGUGUUUGGGACUCCAGAACCUGCACCCAAGGGAAAUCCUGAGCCAUUUUCUCAUUUGAGUGGCAUCCGUUAAACUCAUGUAAAGGAAAGGGCAGCCUGUGUGUACAUAUUUCGAUUCUUCGUCUGCAUAUCUUUUAAUGCUUGGAGCAGAUGAGGUUUUGGCAAAUGGUGUUGUUUGUUUAUGCACAAUUGGAAUCUGUUCGAGAACAAUGAAAGAUUCUAAGAGCAGGGCAAUUUGAAUAAGGAUCUGUGGGUGGAGUGAUUGUUGUAUAUAGUGUGAAAGGUGGUGGUGGAUAUAGGAUUUUUUGUAUCAGGAGGCAAGAUGGGUAGGAUCCUCUAAACAGAACACAUUGCUUUGGUGUACAGCCCAAGCAAAUGAGUGGGAAUUGUACAUGUGUGUGUAUUGUACCUUAUAUUGUUCUUAGUGGAAGCUUUUCUUCUUCGCCCGUGGACGUAGUCACUGACAUGUGACGAACCACGUAAAUCCUUUUGUCUCUUGUACUUCACAACUUACUAAUCUACUUCUGAUUAUACAAAUGGGGGAAAAUUAGAAAAGAAAAAUACAAGCAACUCAGUUUCGUAUC
Molecule: messenger RNA, 2140 nt
Organism: Malania oleifera
Lineage: Eukaryota; Viridiplantae; Streptophyta; Magnoliopsida; Santalales; Ximeniaceae
Product: cell division cycle 20.2, cofactor of APC complex-like
Exons: 6
Coding region: 268-1629 (453 amino acids)
Biological process (GO): positive regulation of ubiquitin protein ligase activity; positive regulation of anaphase-promoting complex-dependent catabolic process; anaphase-promoting complex-dependent catabolic process
Cellular component (GO): anaphase-promoting complex
Molecular function (GO): anaphase-promoting complex binding; ubiquitin ligase activator activity; protein binding
Source: RefSeq, a predicted model, not a curated record